ACGGCAGGAACGGUGUCGUUUAGAAUGAUCGGAAAAGGCUGAAAUCAACAAUCCUAUAAAUACGACACCGCUUUGAUCACAGCUUCAACUCGUGGAGCGUCUUUCCGUCUGAACCAAAAGUCUAGAGGAUCACCAUCGCCCCCUGAAAUCCGUUUGAGAUGGCGGCGACGGAGCCCAAGGCAGUGACUGAGGUGGCCAAGAUGGACCUGUUCGAAGACGAUGACGAGUUCGAAGAGUUUGAAAUCAAUGAAGAAUGGGAGGACAAAGAGGAAGGCAAGGAAGUGACACAACAGUGGGAGGAUGACUGGGAUGAUGAUGACGUUAAUGAUGACUUCUCUCUCCAGCUGAGGAGGGAAUUGGAAAACAACACUGAGAAGAAAGAUUAGUCUGCAGGCUCAGUCAUUUGCUCAUCCCUUUCUGUUCUCUCCACUAUAUGAGUUGGUUGAAGUUGAGAUGGGUUUGCUUGUUUUUCUUUUUCAAACCAUCAGAUGCCUGUUAGAGACAUACGAUGUUGUUGACAUUUCUAAUGAAGUUCUGUAUUAAAGAUUCUGUAGUUUGAGUUCUUAAGUCUUUUCGACUUCCCCUAAACGUUGUUAACUAGUAGUUGAUCAUUUGGUUAAUUUCGUAUAGAGCAGUUUGCAAGUGCUUGCAUUC
Rosa rugosa (rugosa rose) is the source of this 654-nucleotide messenger RNA. RefSeq names its product protein DELETION OF SUV3 SUPPRESSOR 1(I)-like. Gene Ontology annotation, biological process: double-strand break repair via homologous recombination; mRNA export from nucleus; proteasome assembly. The transcript has 3 exons. Bases 159 to 386 code for a protein of 75 amino acids. Lineage: Eukaryota; Viridiplantae; Streptophyta; Magnoliopsida; Rosales; Rosaceae. The record is from RefSeq and is a predicted model, not a curated record. Gene Ontology annotation, cellular component: proteasome complex; proteasome regulatory particle, lid subcomplex.